AUGGACCGGUCGCGGUCGCGAACGCGUUCUCAGAGCCCUCGCGACGGUUCGCGCACACAAUCACCCAGGCGCUCUCUCUCGGCACAGUCGCGGUCGCCUCGCGGAUCCAAGUCCCCUCGUUCGCAGUCCCGCUCACGCACACGCACCCGGUCCCUCACACCUAGGCGCAACGGGCGGAGGAGCAACACACCAGAUGACAGGUCAAGGACGCGGUCGCCGAAUGCAAGAGGGCGCAGCUAUACGCGUAGUCUCACUCCAAGAGAUGGCUCUCCUGCACCAAGGAGCGCAAAGGUUGUAGUCGAGGCACUGACAAGGAACGUCAAAGAAGACCACAUCCGCGAGAUAUUCGGAAAGUACGGAACAAUCAGGGACUUGAGAAUGCCCAUGAACCCAGUUUUCAACGUAAACCGAGGAACUGCCUACAUCAUGUACGAAGAAAUCGACGAGGCUGAGCGCGCGAUCGCAAAAAUGCACGAAGCACAGCUGGAUGGCGCAAAAAUUCAAGUAUCAAUCGUUCUACCGCGACGUCGCUUCUCACAGUCACCACCCCCAAGGCGCGGAGGACCGCUACCACGCUUCCAGGACGAUCACAAUGGGUAUGCAGGCGGAGGGCCACCUGGCGCGUACAGACCUCCUCCUAUGGGCGGUUACGGGGGCGGAAGAGGGCGCGGACGCUCCCCUUCACCACGAGGAGGCUGGCGAGGAAGGGGAAGAGGGAGAGGCAGAGGAGGACGUGGGGGAGGCGAUUUCGGAUACCGACCACGUUCGUACUCGAGGUCGAGAAGCAGGUCUCCACGAAGGAGCAUGUCACGAUCCUCAUACAGUCGGUCGCCGUCGAGGACACCGCGCCGCAGAGGAGGUGGUGGAGGCUUUGGCCGGAGAGACUCACCUCCGAGAAGAGGGGGGAGAGGUGGUGGCGGUGGUGGAGGCAGGAGGAGCCCGAGUUACGAUUCGUACGAUAGCCCACGAUCUCGUAGCCGGAGCGGAGAGCGCAGAUAG
Molecule: messenger RNA, 999 nt
Organism: Ascochyta rabiei
Lineage: Eukaryota; Fungi; Ascomycota; Dothideomycetes; Pleosporales; Didymellaceae
Exons: 3
Coding region: 1-999 (332 amino acids)
Biological process (GO): mRNA splicing, via spliceosome
Cellular component (GO): cytoplasm; ASAP complex; nucleoplasm
Molecular function (GO): RNA binding
Source: RefSeq, a predicted model, not a curated record